Messenger RNA from Lytechinus variegatus (green sea urchin), 3658 nucleotides. RefSeq names its product myoglobin-like. The record is from RefSeq and is a predicted model, not a curated record. Gene Ontology annotation, molecular function: oxygen binding; heme binding. Lineage: Eukaryota; Metazoa; Echinodermata; Echinoidea; Temnopleuroida; Toxopneustidae. The coding region runs from base 508 to 1053 and encodes 181 amino acids. The transcript has 3 exons.
AGCUAGCUGCUGAAUCGAGGAUACACAAUAGGCUCCAACCCGCAGAUCAGACAGUGACUACACUCAUGCGUUCAUUAUCAGUAUAAUCGGCCCUAGCCACCUUUAUGAUCGCUGCGUGAUGAUUGAUUUCUCAGGCUGAAAUUUACAAGUCUUUAACAUUUCUAACUUUUGUCAUGGAUGUGAACGUUAUAGUAAAGUGGUAAGAGCGAAGUGAGCAUUUUACUAACAAAACAAAGAAACCGAAUCCAUUUUUUUUUGGUCCAGCUAUCGACAACAUCAACGCUGAGGUUACAGGCCAACUGUCUGUUGGAAUACUCAUCUCAUUUCGCGGCGCCACGGGCAAAACGGAGCAAAGAGCCAAGUUAAGUGGGAAACCCCUUUAUUCCACUGAGAAAUGCAUUAACAUGAGGUAAUAAUGAGGAUAAAUACCAUGAUUUUAUCUAGCGACACAGAAUCCUAACUUAGCCUGGAUAUGACACGCUGAAGACAUCCUUUUUUUUGGAACUCAUGGGUUGCUCAUCAUCUACGGCUGAUGUUAAACGAGGUGGGUACUCUAACGGGAAGCUACCCGAGCCAAGCGCUCCACCACCGACCGACCCUCGUCUACCUCUCACAGCAAGACAAAAGUUCAGUCUCGAGAAGUCUUGGAAAGCCGUCCAGAGGGACAUGGAAGGGGUUGGAAUGAACACACUAUUGAGGUUAUAUAAAGAGGACCCCAGUAUACAAGACCUCUUUCCGUCGUUUAAAGGGAAGACUGAACAACAGCUACGGAACGACAUGGGUUUCGAAAAUCAGGCUGUGAUGAUCCUCAACGUCUUCGACGAAGUGAUCGAGCAGCUGAACAACCUAGAUGCUGCAAUAUCCUUAUUGAAGAAGACGGGCAAGAAACAUUCGAUGAUAGAUACAGAUAUGAUGCUGAAAUUUGAGAAGCCAUUCUUGCAAUCUGUAAAGGAGACAUUAGAAGACAGAUAUAACGAGAAGAUUGAGGCAAUCUACAUCACAUUCACCAAAUUCGUCUUAGAUCACGUGAUAGCUGGUAUGACAGGGACGUAGCACAAAAGAACUUACGUACAUUCAUGUACAUAUACAUGUCAUUUUGAUACUACCAGAAGGUUUCAUAAUUGGCCACGCACUGGAAACAUAUUCUGUGACGCAGAUUAGUCACGUGAUGCACUUACUUUGGGCUGAUUGGAUAUUAGUUUCAAGGAAAGUACAAGGAAGCAAUCUUUUCAUGGAAAGAAAAUACAUUGGUGACGUUAUGAGGAUUUUUCUAUCAUUAUUCAUUGCGGAUAAGUGAAAAAGAAGGAGUUCUCACCAUAGAAUGAAUAAAUCUUGUAUGGACUAAUAUGUUGAUCAGUUUGACAAAAACAUCAACAUUCGUCUUAUGAGACAUAAACUGAUAUAUAACACCCAAUGAGUGUUAUGGAAACAGAUUAUCUCGCCGCCAUUUUCCUUCAUCGAAAUUAUGAUAUCGAUAUAUUUUCGUAAGAGUCUUAUUCUGUUGAUGCAAACAUGACAAUGCAUGGAUAUGUUUUGAAAGUGCACAGAACUUAGGUAUAGGCCUAUAGAGCAUCGUUUCUAUGACCCCCGACGACGAUUUUACAGGCAGUACUACGGAUGAAGCCAUUGUUUAAUUCUUUUCUGUGGUACAAUAUUUUUUGUUGACAUAAUUUGAUUUAUAACAUGAUGAGUUGGUUCCCAAGCAACUCAUAAUAACUGUACAUCAAUCCAUAUUAUCAGUCAAUAUGCUUCAUUUAUACUUAGUAUUGUGUUUUGUGUUUGUGUAUAUUGGUGUUCUCCUAUAUAAUUUGCAAUUUUGAUACAGAGUAAUCGAUGAGAAAUUCAAAACUUUUGUAAACAUCUUCAUUUUUGGAAAGCCAUUAAUGAAAUCUUUUGCCAAUAAUGUUAUUAUUGGCAAAAACUUUAAUAAAGGUUUGAUAAAAAAACUUAAAUGCUUAGUGCAAACAUAAAGAUAAUUGAUUUUAUAUAUCCAUGAAGUGAUUUCGCAUUGUUACUAAAGCUUCACGAAUGACGAACUUAUAGGUAUUUUUAGUAAGUUUAUGAAAGUAAGAGGCUUAAAUAAUUAUGUUUAUCGCUCCAGUAGCAUAUACUUGGCCUAUAUUGGCAACAUUGUAAUUAUAUUUCAAUGAAUUAUUUACCCUUUUUAUCAUUCUACUUUUUUUUACACACAGUAGUGAUAAUUUCACAUAUUUGAAUUUAACGUAACGGGGCAGAGUCCUAUCGUAUUGUAGCAGCAUCUUCCAAAAAACGAUGAAAAAAACCUGACAAAUUGAAAAAACCCGAAAUCUCUACUGAAGUUAUGCUAUGGCCAUUUUAUGUCAAAUUACAACGACAGUACCACUUUCCAUUGAAUCAUCUAGUAAAAUGUGGUUUGAUUUGUUGUAGCGAUGACAGUAUAAACCAGUACCAAUUUUCAAGGGGCAGUGCCUUAUAGGGGGACAGGGGCGAUCCUCUAUUGUUUUUAAAGUAGUGAGUAGGAGGAGAAAACAAAAAAAGGAAAAGCAUACAUAUUUGUUAUCUCUGUGAUACUCAUUUAUUCAAUCAAGAAAAAUUACAUCCUAUGCUGCCCCCCUUCUCUGCAUACACUAGCCCUGCGAUAUAGUUAUAACCUGACCAGUCCAUCUUUGUGUGUUUAUAAAUCGUUUGUUUGCUAUUAAUGCUUAUAAUAACUCCUUUUUCAAAUUACAUUUAUAUCAAAAACAUGAUUAUAAUAAGGUCACUGGGAAAUCAGACAUACAUUUAUGAAUAACGACUGCGAAAUAAUUUACGAUUUUUCUUUUCUACAAUUCGUUAUCAGCUUAAGAAUAAGAUGAAUUGAAACAAAAAUAUGCGCGCGUAUACACUUACGAUUUACCAUUAAUAUUUUGAAAAAGUUGUAAGGAACCUUUAUAUAAAACUUCAAGUUAUUUGAAAUCGACACCAUUAAUUACGUUGUAACUAGGCGAACGUUCGAUAUUACCCAUUUAUACGUCAGAAAAUCUUCAGGGGCAGUAACGAUUUCUGUCGCUUGAUAAUGUUCAUAAUGUUGUGCAAAAGUUAAGUUCUACAUAUGAAAAAAUGAACGAUACUUGAACAUCAAUGGGUACAAUAAGAGAGAGAAAAUACAUAGCGAUAGAAAAAGAAAAUGUUCGGACUGAAACUCCAUGCUCGCUUACUAAUUUCAAAGACCACAUUCAAAAGGAUUUUUAUAUGACAGACAUUCUCUUCAAAGCGAAGAGGAAGAAAAGCAACAAAUAGAGCACCCUUUGGAAAUGAAUGACACAAUUUUUUCAAAUAAUCAAUAUUUGCCGGGUGCUUUCUUAGUCUGGCGAACACUUUGCAAUUAAUACCUCCAGCGUUUAUCAUAUAGCCCCGUAACACCGAUCUUAGUGAUUGAUCGUCUAACUGCUUUUACGACCGAUCAUCCUCUAAAAUCAAUCGCACGACCAAUCUCUAAGCUUUUUUUAAAUAAGAGGGGCUGGUUUGUUUCACAUAUGUCGAAUAAUGUUCAAAAUUGGAGUAAAAACAUACUACCACCGAAGGGGCGGAUCCAGGAUUUUCCAAAAGGGAGGCACAUUUUUUCGAAGGAAAAUUUUUCGUCCCAUAAAAAAUUGACAAGCAAAAAAAAAGGAAAGGGUUUUAACCAAAAAUUAAAAAG